This is a messenger RNA of Empidonax traillii (willow flycatcher), 2418 nucleotides long. It is a transcript of the gene NEU4, whose product is annotated as neuraminidase 4. The coding region runs from base 775 to 2283 and encodes 502 amino acids. Gene Ontology annotation, cellular component: membrane; cytoplasm; lysosome. Gene Ontology annotation, biological process: ganglioside catabolic process; oligosaccharide catabolic process. Lineage: Eukaryota; Metazoa; Chordata; Aves; Passeriformes; Tyrannidae. The transcript has 5 exons. The record is from RefSeq and is a predicted model, not a curated record. Gene Ontology annotation, molecular function: exo-alpha-sialidase activity.
CGGUGACACCACAUCCACGGGGCUGGUGCUGCCAUCUCAACCAACCUUCAUGGCACUGCCACAGCAGCAGGGCCAGGGAUGAUGGGAUGGGGAGGAUGGAUCUGGGGUUGCUUGGUUGGCAGUGUUGCCUCAGGGGUGAAGCUGUGGGGCAGCAGCUCCAGCUGGGAAGCUGUCUGGGGAGUGGGGUGGGAAGCAGACCCAGGAUUUUCCUCGACUCUGUUUAAACCUAGCAGGGAAGCAGCUGAGGCAGGGGUUAACCUGCCCUGCAACCUGUGCUCCUCACAGCCCAGGUGUCCAGCAGCAACAACAAAGAUUAACAGUAUUUUCACGGUUCCCUGCUCCAGGAACCCUCUUAACCCAAGGCUUGGGAGGCACUUGUACCAGCAGGGUGGAGCAGCUGGAGCCACAUGUGGUCACCCUGGGCCAUCCAAGGGGGCUUCACGGGCACUUCUGCAGCAUCUGCGUCAGUUUUCCCCGUGGAGCUUCUGACCUAUGACCUGCCCUGUGAAUUUUGUCAAGCCCCUUUAAGCUAAGUUGAUGACAGAGAUGGAAUAUAGGUGUAAAAAUAGUUUCUUAGUAGCUGACCUGUGUGCAGGGAUUUUUCCUGGCCACCGCCACCGCGGGAGCCCCGUGACCCAUCGGUGGGGGGACCCUGCAAGGGAAGAGGGUGGCAGCCAAGCAGUGAGGAGACGGCUCUGCGGGAACUCGGCAACGGCGGGAGCUGCUGGGGCCGAGGGACAGAGGGGAUAGCCCAGCUGAGCAGGACCUGACCCCAUGGGCUCCCGGCACUUCCCUGCCCGGACCGUGCUCUUUGAGAGGGAAUCCAACGGCGUCACGUACCGUGUGCCUGCCCUGCUCUACCUGCCCUGCGUGGCCAAGCUGCUGGCAUUCGCCGAGGAGCGGCUCAGCGCCGACGAUGCCCACGCCAACCUGCUGGUGCUGCGCCGCGGCACCAUCUACGGCAGCUACGUGGAGUGGGAAGACAUGCGUGUGUUGGAGACGGCGACUCUGCAGCACCACCGGUCAAUGAACCCCUGCCCGCUCUACGAUGAAUUCACGGGCACCCUCUUCCUCUUCUUCAUCACGGUGCUGGGCAGGACGCCCGAAGCCUACCAGAUUGUCACUGGCCAGAACGUCACCCGCCUCUGCUGUGUCACCAGCGCCGACCAGGGCCUGAGCUGGAGCGCGGCCACAGACCUGACACAGCAGGUCAUUGGCGCAGCCAUCAAAGACUGGGCGACGUUCGCGCUGGGCCCUGGGCAUGGGAUCCAGCUGCGCUCCGGCCGGCUGCUGGUGCCUGCCUACAGCUACCACAUCGACUGCAAGGAGUGCUUCGGGCAGCUCUGCAAGACCACCCCGCACUCCUUUGCCUUCUACAGCGAUGACCACGGCCGCGGCUGGCGCUUCGGGGAGUUCAUCCCCAACCUGCAGACGGGUGAGUGCCAGCUGGUCUCGGUGGAUGAGGAGGAUGGAUCCAACGUCCUGUACUGCAACGCCCGCAGCCCCUUGGGCUUCAGGGUCCAGGCGCUCAGCACGGAUGACGGGGCCGUCUUCCACAGGGGACAGCUGGUCCAGCGGCUGGUCGAGCCCCCCCAUGGCUGUCACGGCAGUGUCAUCGGCUUCCCAGCACCAUUUGUGUAUGUCCCCACCACCUCCAAGGACUCUGUGUUGCCCCUCAGGGGCUCAGCUCAACGGCUGCUCCCCAGGAUGUGCCGGGGGUUUCGGUACCUGCCCACCUGGAAGGCAGUGGAUGAUGAGCUGCCCACUGUGGCCACUGGCAGCCACCAUGAGGCAGACGAGCUUGAUGAGGACUGUCCUACCCCAGGGCAUCACCAGCAAGCCCACAGUGUCACCGUGGCCCAGGGGGACCCUGCAGCAACCCCCAGCCCCACUCCCUUCUUCCAAGCGCCGACCUGGAUCCUCUACUCCCACCCCACCAGCCCCAUGUCGCGGGUCAACAUGGGGGUUCACCUGAGCACCUUCCCCAGGGAUGCAGAGAGCUGGACAGAGCCCUGGGUCAUCUAUGAGGGUCCAAGCGCUUACUCAGACCUGGCUUACAUGGAGCUGCCCUACACGGAGGCCCCCGUGGCCGGUGGCACGGCCAUCGCCUUCGCCUGCCUGUACGAGAACGGGACGAAGUCCCCGUACGAGCAGAUCUCCUUCAGCAUGUUCACGCUGCACGACGUGCUCCAGAAUAUCCCCGUGACAGCCACUGCUCCCCGCCAGCGCCGCCGCCCCCGGCGCCACGGGAAGCGGGGCCGAAGGAGCUGCCUCCUAUCCUAGUGAUCCCCCGGGUCAGCUCCUCCCACCCCUCUAGUGCCGGAUCCCGGGACAUCAACCCGUAGCCUGGGGUCCCGCCCCGCGUCCAGCACGGCCACGUCACGCAGAGCAGUGUUACCGUCUCCAGGCCGGAUUUGA